GCUGCAGCGGCAAAGAUGGGGAUUAAAAAAAGUGGACAGAGCGAGGUGCUGUUGCAGCUUGAGACCCGGACCAAAUUUUCCGAGCACAGAAAAGGAAAAGAGGCGGGAUCGAUGUUAGAUAACAUGAUCAUUUCCCUACUGCCAGAAAAGCACAUCGCUGCAGCAAACAGAAAGGGGUACUUGUACUGCCAUGGCUGCAGCUGUGUGGACGAAUCGAGGUCGUCGGCUCCAGGCUCUGCUACUGAGAGGAUCAAGAUCAAAUCACUCCGCUUUAAAAACAAACUAUGACGCGCUGAUCAUCGGAGGAGGGCAUAACGGCCUGGUGGCAGCUGCCUAUCUUCAGAAGGGAGGUGUGAAGACUGCAGUGCUGGAACGCAGACAUGUGCUUGGAGGAGCUGCUGUUUCAGAGGAGAUAUUUCCUGGUUUUCACUUCUCCAGGUGUUCUUAUUUGCUCAGUUUGUUACGACCUCACAUUUACAGGGAUCUCGAGCUUAAGAAACAUGGGCUGAAUGUAUUCAUGAGAGACCCCCAUUCUUACACCCCCAUGUUGGAGGAGGGUGUAAAGGGGGCCCCACCAAGGUCCCUUAUCCUGGGUUCAGAUCUGGCAAAAAACCAGGAUGAGAUUGGCAAGUUUUCACAAAAGGACGCUAAGAAUUAUCCAGAGUUUGCUGCAUACCUUGAAAAGUUAGCCAGCGCUAUCCACCCUCUACUAGACGCUCCACCUGUAGAUAUACGAGGAAUUACUGCUGGAUCACCAAGGAAGAGGCUGACCGCUGCCAAAACACUGCUGCCUUUUCUCAAAUGUGGUCUCAAACUUGGAGGAAAUAUUCCAGACCUUUAUCAGAUUAUAACAGCACCAAUAAUGAAGAUUCUCACUCAGUGGUUCGAUUCAGAGCCACUGAGAGCAACAUUGGCCACUGACGGUGUUAUAGGAGCCAUGACCAGUCCUAGUAACCCCGGUAGUGGGUACGUACUCUUGCACCACGUAAUGGGGGAACUGGAGAAAGAGAAAGGAGCAUGGGGUUAUGUGGAGGGAGGCAUGGGAGGUGUGUCCCGUGCUAUAGCAAAGGCUGCUCAGUCUUACGGAGUAGACAUUUUUACAGAAAAGGAUGUAGGACGGAUCCUCAUUGAUUCAGAGGGUGCAGCUAAAGGAGUAUCCCUAAAAGACGGCACAGAAAUUCACAGUAAAGUGGUUUUAUCAAAUGCCACCCCCUAUAUUACCUUUAAGAGCCUGACGCCGAAGGAGGCUCUUUCUGAAGAGUUCAUGAAAGCUGUAGAUCAGAUAGACUAUACGUCACCUGUUACGAAGAUUAAUGUGGCAGUAGACAAGCUUCCAAACUUCCUGGCAUCACCCACCCCACAUAAUAAACCUGGACCCCAUCAUCAGUGCUCAAUACAUCUAAACUGUGAACAUGUGGAUGUACUAGAGGCAGCGUAUAAGGAGGCCAUGAAUGGGCGCCCCUCAGCAAGACCUAUGUUGGAGAUGACCAUUCCAUCUGUUUUGGACCCCACUUUAGCUCCCCCUGGCUGCCAUGUAGUGUCACUGUUCACCCAGUUUACCCCCUACCACAUAGAAGGCAGGGAGUGGACCGAACAGGACCGAGAGGCAUUUGCAGACACUGUUUUUGACUGGGUGGAACAAUAUGCCCCAGGGUUUAAAAGUUCUGUCGUCGGCAGAGACAUCCUGUCACCCCCAGACCUGGAAAGGAUCUUUGGACUCACCGGAGGGAAUAUCUUCCAUGGAUCAAUGUCUUUGGACCAGCUCUACCUAGCACGACCUUUGCCCUCACUCUCUGACUACCGCUCACCAGUUAAAGGCCUCUAUCUGUGUGGCAGUGGCUGUCACCCAGGUGGCGGCGUGAUGGGCUCUUCUGGGUGGAACGCAGCACUAACUGUUCUAUCUGAUCUGAAACAUCACAGAAAUAUAUGACUGCAUUAUUGCUGGGUUCAUAAACCCUUCCAUUACUGUAUGCGUAUGUCAGCAAAACAGUUUUAUGAAACUGCAACACAAACGUCAGUCUUGCAUAAGUACUAAUACCCUUUGAACUUCAAGUUUGGUAAUACUUCACCGAGGAUUUUUUACUGUAUUUACUGGGAGGUUAUCUGAUACAACAACACAACAUAGAGUAUAACUGUGUGACCCCAGUAUUGUUAUGUAUUUCCUUCCAUUUAUCUUCCCAUCAACU
Molecule: messenger RNA, 2186 nt
Organism: Cyprinodon tularosa
Lineage: Eukaryota; Metazoa; Chordata; Actinopteri; Cyprinodontiformes; Cyprinodontidae
Gene: pyroxd2
Product: pyridine nucleotide-disulphide oxidoreductase domain 2
Exons: 16
Coding region: 191-1930 (579 amino acids)
Molecular function (GO): oxidoreductase activity
Source: RefSeq, a predicted model, not a curated record